UUGCAGUUGUUGAAGAAUCACGGAAAAACAAAGUCUACUGGUAGUAUCAGAAGAAGUUCCCUGAGUCCCGUCACUGCCGGAGCGCUGUUGCCGCAUCCUCAUCGGAGCACGCUUUCGUCAUUAUCGAAUCAGCUCUCGCAAACCCUAGCGCCGUGCCUCUUGUCUUCUACAUUUCCGCACUUCAACUCAGUUAUUUGGUAUCUAACUAUCAGUUCAAACAGCGUGAGCUGAAAAACAAUGGCAAAUGCACCUGCUCAAAUUCCUACUAGCUUUGGACAUGAAUUGAGGGCUUGUCUUCGUUGCCGCCUUGUCAAAACCUACGAUCAGUUUAGAGAGUCAGGCUGUGAGAACUGCCCAUUUUUACAGAUGGAUGAAGAUCAAGAGCGUGUUGUUGAAUGCACUACCCCCAAUUUUAAUGGAGUCAUUUCAGUAAUGGAUCCAACUCGAAGUUGGGCUGCCCGUUGGUUGCGCAUCGGAAAAUUCGUUCCUGGGGUUUACACUCUUGCUGUCUCAGAGACUCUUCCAGAUGAUAUGCAGGCUAUUUGUAUUGAUAAGAAUGUGCAAUACAUACCUCCCAAACGUUAGUGAAACAAGUAAAUAUUGGCUUUGUGACAUCUCUUAACAUGGUUGGAACCGAGUAUGUAUUGAUGUGGAUUUUAUUGCUAGUUUUGUACGAAUGCAUUCUUGAAAUGCCUUGUUAAACUUCUCUAAAUAAAAAUCAAUUAGUGUCUGCAUGAGAAGAGUUCAUGAAACUAACAUAAUCUAGGAUUAUUUUUGACUGAUAUGUUAUUGGCCAAAGGCAAAGCAAUGCGCAUUACCAAAUUGCAUCCUUUUGGUCAUGUUGAAAUUUUUAACUUUUGGUCAUACAUGGACAGCAAGCACCAACUAUUUUUCUUAAUUAGUUAGUAGUAGUACAAUACUAGCUUUGAGGUUUGAACUCAUAAUCAUAAUGGUUCUUUUGUAUUAGUGUCAA
Messenger RNA from Trifolium pratense (red clover), 973 nucleotides. Its product is annotated as transcription elongation factor SPT4 homolog 2-like. Gene Ontology annotation, molecular function: zinc ion binding; RNA polymerase II complex binding. Gene Ontology annotation, biological process: chromatin organization; regulation of transcription elongation by RNA polymerase II; positive regulation of DNA-templated transcription, elongation. The record is from RefSeq and is a predicted model, not a curated record. The coding region runs from base 238 to 585 and encodes 115 amino acids. The transcript has 6 exons. Lineage: Eukaryota; Viridiplantae; Streptophyta; Magnoliopsida; Fabales; Fabaceae. Gene Ontology annotation, cellular component: DSIF complex; nucleus.